Messenger RNA from Podarcis lilfordi (Lilford's wall lizard), 1005 nucleotides. The record is from the annotation of a GenBank genome assembly. NCBI's taxonomy places the organism in Eukaryota, Metazoa, Chordata, Lepidosauria, Squamata, Lacertidae.
AUGGGGUCUGUUUCAGAGAUGCUCACAGCGGUGCCCCUUCACCAGAGGCCCGAUCUCCUAGAGGCCUGUGCCGACCUCAUCAAUGAAGAGUGGAAAAGGAGCAGGACCUCCCGCAUCCACUCCCUGCAGAGAUCCAGCAACAGCUUCCCCAUGUGCCUGGUGCUGAUUAGGACCCAGAGAUCAGUGGAAGACACCGCAGAAGGGAAGACAGCCAAGAGUCAGUGCCAACUCCUGGGGCAUGCCAGGCUGUCCCGUGUGGUUGGCCAGCCCAAGAGCUUGUUUGUGGAGACGGUGGUUGUUGCCAAGGCCCUCCGGGGAAAGGGCUAUGGCAGGAAGCUGAUGGAAGCUGUUGAGCAGUACGCCAGGUCCUGCAGCUAUAGGCGCCUGCACCUCACCACCCACGACAAGCAGCAAUUCUACGCCCACCUGGGUUACAGCUUGUCCAAGCCAGUUCAGUGUGCGGGAUUCACGAGUUCCCUUGUACCUAUGGAGUUUCUGGAGAGCUUCUCUCCCCUUCAGCAGGACAAGGAACUUCCCACAGGGUCUGGGAGGCAUGAGCCAAGUGCGUCUUGCAGCAGGAGAUGCGGUGCAAGCCUUCCUCCAUUGCCACCUUCAGCACACCUUUCCUCAUUCGCGGUUUGUUCAGCGGCUUCUCCUCCCCCACCACCCCCAUUGCUUCCUGUUCAUUCUUAUCUGCCAGCAGCCACAACCAUUUCUCCCCCUCCCCGCCUGCCAGCUUCUGUAGCUUCCCACAGUUCCUCUUCCCAGGCCAUGAAUGCUUCUGUUCCGCCCUCGCAAUCAGCCACUGUGCCUCUUUUUGCUGCAAACCUUCCUCCCCCUCCCCCACCUCCUCUUCCUCCCCCUCCGCCCAUGGCCCUUUCGGCAGGCCAUCCCGAUUCCUCUUCUACCUCAUCGGGAGACAAAGCCCAGAGCCAGCUGUUUCUAGAAACGCCAUAUCAUGACCUGAAGGGGCGGCCCAUAUUCUGGAUGGAGAAAGACAUAUGA